Messenger RNA from Penicillium coprophilum, 765 nucleotides. Its product is annotated as glutathione S-transferase family protein. NCBI's taxonomy places the organism in Eukaryota, Fungi, Ascomycota, Eurotiomycetes, Eurotiales, Aspergillaceae. The record is from RefSeq and is a predicted model, not a curated record. The transcript has 3 exons. The coding region runs from base 1 to 765 and encodes 254 amino acids.
AUGGCUUCAAGUCAAUACGUGCUGUACGAUAUCCCUUCCGGCAAGGCACCAUCUGUGACAUGGUCGCCGAAUCCAUGGAAAACUCGCCUCCUUUUUAAUUUCAAAGGUCUUGAUUAUCGGACGCAAUGGGUUGAAUACCCAGAUAUCAAGUCUACGUUGGAACCUCAGUAUGACUCAAUUCCCAAGUAUAGGAGACCAUCUAAUGUUCCCAGUGUCGCACCCAAUCCCGGGAACCCCGCAUACUCCAUCCCUACCAUUGCCUGUCCCGAUGGAACAUACAUUAUGGAUUCGCGCAAGAUUGCGGAUUCCAUAGAACGCCAAGUCCCGCUUCCUUCGCUCCACCUAGACUCCGUCUAUCUCGAGAAGAUCGAGCGUGUCUGGGUUCAGUACAUGACCGCCUUUGCGCCGAUAUUCAUUCCUCUGGUCCCCAAGCGGAUUCUCAAUGAGGAAAGUCUUGAGUACUGGUACACCACUCGUGAAGCAAUGGUUGGGAUGUCACUUGAUCAAUUCGAGAAAGAGAAAGGUGGUGUUCGGGCAUGGAAGGAGGUGGAACCUGUCCUUCGGGAAGUGACUGCCUUGUUGAAGGAGAAUGAGGGGCCUUUCUUCAUGGGAAAGACGGUUAGCUAUGCUGACCUUGUAUGGUUUAGCAUUCUUCUCUUCAACCAGAAGUUAGGGUCGGAUGUCUUCCAGGAAGCAAUGGAAAGGACUGGGGAUUCGAAGGUGCAUCUCGACUUGAUGAAGGCUGCUCAGCCUUGGUGUGGUUGA